AUGGAUUUGUUGCCAUUGGAUUUGAAGGUGUUAGCUCUAAAAAGUGAUGAUAGACGAAAAACUAUCGGAUCAGGCAUAGAAUUCUUAUCGAGAAAUGACUGUUUUCGUGUAUUCAAGCUAUCUCCAUUAUAUAUUUACUUCUGCACAAUGAAAGGACAUAAAUUUUGUGGAUUAGGCAUAGAUGUGCAUCCUCUUUUAGUAGAUGCAUAUCGAAACUCAGGAAAACCUCAGACAUACAAACAAAGUGCAGAUUUAGAAAAUGCAUAUCGAGAAGUUUUAGGAAAAAUUAAUAUUCAAAUAACGAUCACCCAUAUCACUGGAUUGAUUGAUGAUGUUGUUUGCUUAGACCAAUACCAAGGCGUUCAGCACAAGCAGACAGAAGCAACAAAUGAAGUUAUUGUUUUACAAGAUUCUUCAACUUCAGCAAUGAAGAGACAAAAAAGAAAGGCAACAACACAUGUUUUCGAUCCAUUUCCAGAUUUGCUUUACAUGUACUAUGAUUAUCAAACUGCUGCAAAUGAUUUCAUCAUGGAAGCGAUUCCUACUGGAGAAAAAGCCGAGAUGGCCAUCUCAGCAAGGAACUUCGAAAAGCACAAGCAACUACAAGAGCUCAGGCGUGAAAUUGACGUUAAUCAAAAUAUCAUGGAAGAAUCCGAAUACAAUCACAUUAAUUCCUCCAACGAAGCAUUCAAUACACCAAGUGAUUUCUCUGAUUCCGAUGAAACUCUUGGAACUCAAGAUUUACUUCGCGAAAUCAGAAGAACACUCGGAGUUACAGAUCCUGUUCGCAGAAAGCGGCCAAAGCCAACUAAUUAUGAUCCUACAAUCACCAAGCAGUCCGCCAAUGUCCAAAUUACUCAACAUCCUCUUGAUUUGGACGCUAAAAAGGAAAAACCGAAAGAACCGAAAUACAAAGAAAUCGGAGGCGAUACUUUAUCACGUCUCAAUAGGAAGGCUAUUCCAAAACCACAAGAACCUCCUAAACAACCUCGCAAGCGAAUUACAACUUACAGAUUGGCAGAUCUCGCCGUCAAAAAGCCAGAAUUACCUCCUCCAGAGCCAACUCCUGCUCCUCCACCAAAACCAAAGCGGAUGACACCAAUUCUGAUGAAAGUACAAACAGAGAGACCGAAGAAAGAAGAGAAACCAAUAGAUUUGAACGCGAAACCGAAGAAGAGUCAAGAUUUAAUAAGAAAGAAACCUCAAGUUACUUCAACAGAGAUAAUUUCCAUCAAAACAAACGAUAUUCCACAAAGAAAGAAAUCUCCUUCUCCUCCAAAUCCAAAUCUCAAGAAGGCGAAAUCUCAAGCAGUCAUCGAAAAAAUCCCUCCAAAACCAACAACAGAUUCAAAACAAAAACUUCAAACAAAAGAAAAAACUCAACAAAAAGAAAAAAGUCAAACAAAAGAAAAAAGUGCCAAUUUGCCAAAAGAAAAAUCUUCAAAACAAACUCCAGAAACAACAACAAAACAAAAAGAAAAACAACAAUCAUUACCACAAAAAUCCCAAACAAAAGAGAAAACACAAACCAAAGACAAAUCUCAAACAAAAGAGAAAACUACAACAAAAGAGAAAACUACUACAAAAGAAAAAGUUCAAAACAAAGAUAAAGAGAAGGUUGAAGUUGUUGUUCCUGAGCCUGUUAAAGAGAAAGAACAGAAAGGAGAACCACUUAAUGCAACUGAUGUUCCAACUAAAGAACCAAUCGAAGAAAAAAGGAGUUCUUCGAAAUCAUCAACUCCAGAAAAAGAGAAAGAAAAAGAAAAACAAAAGAAUUCAUUUUCAGAAAACUCCUCUUUCGAUUCCUUCGCAUCAUCUCCAAGCAAAGAUAAAGAUAACAGAGAUAAAACAGAAACCAUCGUUGUUGAUUCCUUUGAAAGCGAAUCUAAAACAGGUAAAACAGAUACAAUUGUUGUUGAUUCCUUUGAAAGCGAAUCUAAAACAGGUAAAACAGACACAAUUGUUGUUGAUUCGUUUGAAAGCGAAUCUAAAACAGGUAAAACAGAUACAAUUGUUGUUGAUUCGUUUGAGAGUGAAUCAAAGACUACAAAGACAGAUACAAUUGUUGUCGAUGAUGAUGUUCCUUCUAAAGAAGUUUCAUCUGAUUUGCAGAUUUCUGAUUCAUUUGAAUCUUCAACUUCGAAGUCUAAAAGUAAUCCGAAACCAGCUGAUUCUUCGAAGACAGAAAGUACCGUUCUAUCAGAUACAUUUGAUACUAGUUCUGUUGUUGUUGUCCAACAAGAAGAAAAGAAACAGAAAUCAGAUUCAAUUGAUAUUUCUGAUUCUUUCGAUGAUACAUCAACUGUUGUUGAAGAAAAGAAAGAAGAACCGAAACCAACAAAAGAAGUUUCAUCAGAAACAUUCAGUGAUACAUCAAAUAUCAUAACUCAAGAUGAUAAAAGCAAAGCCAAAAGUGAUUUCUCUGAUGAAACAUUUACUGAUACAUCGAAUAUCAUAUCAGAGAAGAGUAAGACAAAGAGUAGUACAGCUGAUGAUCAUAAAGAUGAUUUCUCUGAUGAAACAUUUACUGAUACAUCGAAUAUCAUAUCAGAGAAGAGUAAGACAAAGAGUAGUACAGCUGAUGAUCAUAAAGAUGAUUUCUCUGAUGAAACAUUUACUGAUACAUCGAAUAUCAUAUCAGAGAAGAGUAAGACAAAGAGUAGUACAGCUGAUGAUCAUAAAGAUGAUUUCUCUGAUGAAACAUUUACUGAUGAUUCAACUGUUGCUAAUGAUAAAAACAAAUCUGAUUCAACAUCAAUUAUGGAUUCAUUCGGAUCUAAAGACAGUGGAAAGAAUGUCUUAGCAGAAGAACCUGUAAUUGAUAGUGGUGGAAAGAAGGAAAUCGAUGUUGGAACUGAUUCUUCUUUAGGACCGCCUUUGAAUCCGGAUUCUUUCAAUUCUCAGAAAACAAAACCGAAAAGUGACGAAGAUACAUUUGCUUUUACAUCUAGUGAUGAUGACUCGAUAACAGUAGGAAGUGAUGACAAUUCUCUUAUUGCUACACUGACAAAUGACCAGGAGAAACAAUUAGAUGAAGAUAUUCAAGGUGAUGAAUUAAUGAAUCUAAUGAACACUGAAAAUAUCGAGGCAAAGAAGUCAGCAACUAAUACAAGUGAGGAUACUUCAAAGACUUCUACAAAUGGUAACUCAAUUCUUUCUGAUUUCGAUAUUUAA
This is a messenger RNA of Trichomonas vaginalis G3, 3174 nucleotides long. RefSeq lists its product as uncharacterized. The record is from RefSeq and is a predicted model, not a curated record. Lineage: Eukaryota; Parabasalia; Trichomonadida; Trichomonadidae. The coding region runs from base 1 to 3174 and encodes 1057 amino acids. The transcript has a single exon.